AUGUCGAUGCCGACCCUAGGAAAAGCAAGUAAAGAUGGUGGCGGAAAGGGCAAUUGGGGCCGUUCUGGAGACGAAGUGCAGGACUACGGGUAUACCUUCACCAACGCCAGACGUCGUUCCAACAGCAGCACGCAAGGGCUGGCGGAUUUCAAGACCAAGUUCGAAACUAUUGAAACGGAUCCGGUCUUCGAGGAGGAAAUACAUGGCCCGCUUGAGGAUAUCGACGGUGUGGAUGGGGUUAGGGUCAAGACCAAUGAUAGUAGCAGCACCAGCGCCACCAGCGAGGAGGACAUUGAAGUGAAGAAGGCUUAG
Messenger RNA from Histoplasma mississippiense, 312 nucleotides. RefSeq lists its product with no specific name. Lineage: Eukaryota; Fungi; Ascomycota; Eurotiomycetes; Onygenales; Ajellomycetaceae. The record is from RefSeq and is a predicted model, not a curated record. The transcript is spliced from 2 exons. The coding region runs from base 1 to 312 and encodes 103 amino acids.